This is a messenger RNA of Tigriopus californicus, 1599 nucleotides long. RefSeq names its product FMRFamide receptor-like. Lineage: Eukaryota; Metazoa; Arthropoda; Copepoda; Harpacticoida; Harpacticidae. Gene Ontology annotation, biological process: G protein-coupled receptor signaling pathway. Bases 1 to 1599 code for a protein of 532 amino acids. The record is from RefSeq and is a predicted model, not a curated record. Gene Ontology annotation, cellular component: membrane. Gene Ontology annotation, molecular function: G protein-coupled receptor activity. The transcript has a single exon.
AUGGCCAGCCCAGAGAUUCAUUGGCCAAACCAAUCAUCUCUCCAUGAUUCAAUUAACGAAGAAGGACAGAGCCCCUCGCGUUCGGGCUCGGAUCGAGAGGAACUAAUCACAUUUGUCGUGGAAGGCGUGAUCCUCACCAUUGUGUCCUCGGUGGGAUUGGUGGGGAACUUCAUGUCCAUCUUUGUGCUCAUCCAAGUGAAAAAUGUCCAGAAAGCCUUCUCGAACCUUUUGCUCGGGUUGGCCUGUUUUGACACCCUAUUUCUGUGGGUGGCCAUUCUCGCAUUUGGUUUGCCCAAUCUCUCUAAUUGGUACAAGGAGACCGUGUUCCUGCCCAUUAUGGCGAUUACUUUUGGCCUGUUGCACACUUUCCGAGUGGGAUCAGUGUUUGUGACGCUCUCCGUUAACUUUGAACGGUUCUACGCCAUUGUAUUCCCCCUGAAGCAUUUCGGUUGCAAGCGCUACUUAUUGCCCGCUUCCAUUCUCUUGACCGUGGUGUACAACAUCCCCAAAUUCUUCGAGAUGGAGCUCCAUCAAGAUAAAGAGACGAACAUGUCCUCCAUCCAAACCACAGAACUACGACGAAACCCCAUGUACAUGUCCUUGUACGUGUUCUGGAGCAAAUUCAUCUUCAUUGAGAUCAUCCCGUACAUAAUAAUUAUGAUUUGCAAUACGUUCAUCAUCUUCAAGAUCACAAAGUCGGCGCGUUUUCGGAACAGCUUCAAGCACAAAGACACGCCGGAAACGAGCAUUUUACUCAUCACGCGGCGAGGCCGCCCGCGGCUCCGAAAGACCCCCACCAUGAUGUCCGAGUCCUCCUCGCAGCAGCCUUUCCGUCGCCAAAAAGAGGAGCAUAAUCUCGGCAUCAUUCUGAUCUCCAUGUCCACGCUUUUCAUUAUUUGCCAGUCGCUCAAGAUUAUCCCAGAUUUGUAUGAGUUGAUCUGGUGCAAUCAGGAUCCUGACACUGAGGAGUGCCACUUUAACACGCUCACCUCGGGCAUCAUUCGGAUCUCGCACCUCUUGGUGUGCUUCAAUUCCGCAGCAAACUUUGUGGUCUAUUACGUCAGUGGGAGAAAAUUCCGCAAAGCCUGGCUCGACUUGUACGGGCCGUGCUUUGGCCGCAGACGAUCUCGCGGGAUGCCCAUUGAAAUCCCAGCCACCUCGGCUCACACGGGGGAUGUGCCCACCAUGCUCAGAAAGAACUUUCAUCGGAACCAUCAACGAUUUGCCGACUCGGUCACAAGUACGUUCGGCAAAGAUGGUUACGAGGCUGAGACCGGCUUGCUUCGCCGCUCGCCGCUUCAACUCCAGUCAACGCCUCCCAACCGUCGGUCCUCGAUCGAGGCCCUCAGGGAUUUUCUGAUCAAGCCAGUCAAACAGAGAUCAUGUUUGAAUGGUCCGACUGGUUUUGCAUUGGCCCAAUGGAACAACCAUUCAGGAUCGAACGUGACAAGUUGCACAGAUGUCGUCGAACCCAAUGGAAACCCGAACACCAAGCCCAAACAGUCCCAACCGCCACCUAAACGUCCCGAUCGCUCUUUCAGCACCAACAAUGUAGCAGAGCCAAAUCUGAGGAUUGAAGAAAACCCAUUAUUUGAUUAA